Aplysia californica (California sea hare) is the source of this 884-nucleotide messenger RNA. RefSeq names its product protein Aster-B. Gene Ontology annotation, cellular component: plasma membrane; endoplasmic reticulum-plasma membrane contact site; endoplasmic reticulum membrane. NCBI's taxonomy places the organism in Eukaryota, Metazoa, Mollusca, Gastropoda, Aplysiida, Aplysiidae. The record is from RefSeq and is a predicted model, not a curated record. Gene Ontology annotation, molecular function: sterol transfer activity; sterol binding. Gene Ontology annotation, biological process: intracellular sterol transport.
GAACAGCACACCGACUCCGAGGCCGCCAUGACGACAGCCGACCCCCCCAGCCACACGGCCGACAACGAGGACACGGACGCCCUGGUCUCCGACGAAGUCUUCAACCAGCCGGUCAACUCUGUCAUGACGCCGCCCGACGCCUUAACCGGGCAGCGGGCCAAUGGAGGCACGGCAGCGGACGCCAACGAUCUGGUGCCGGAGUUCAUCGACUCGACGGACGACUCUGAUGGUGAGUAUUUGUGUGCGGGCCGUGACCACCUGGAAAAGAUGUACCUGGACGAAGUGUUCAACAUCAACAUAGACACGGUGUUCCAGUGUCUCUUCACAGACUCACCCUUCUUUCGCAACUUUGUCGGCUCACGGAAAACUUUUGAUUUGAACCUGCCCCCGUGGGAGGAGGAGCCGGACGAGAACGGCCACAAAGUGCGCAAUAUUUCCUACACCCUGACCUUGAACAACUCCAUAGGGCCGAAGACGUCUCCGUCCAACGAGAAGCAGAUCUGCUACUCCAUCAGUCGCCCCGGUCGUAUCUUCCACGUGGACUGCGAGUGUUGUAAUGGCGGCAUCCCGUACGCAGACUCCUUCUACGUGCUGCUGCGCUACUGCCUGACACGCGUGUCGCCCACAAAGUGUCGCAUCGUGGUCACGGGCGAGCUCAAGUACAGGAAGCACGUCAUUAGCAUGUUCCGUGCUUUCCACCAAGAAAGCAAGCUGAUUGAGCUCAAUGCGGACACCCUUGUACGGAUUAUUGUUGUGGUUUUGGUGUUCCUGCUGCUGUUCAACGCAGUGCUGUUUUAUAAACUCUGGUCGCUGGAGAGCUACGCCAGCUCACUGUACGGAGUCCCCACGCAGGAAUCUCUGGAGAACUUGGCAGAGCUUGCUGU